Messenger RNA from Anguilla rostrata (American eel), 1803 nucleotides. It is a transcript of the gene slc35e3, whose product is annotated as solute carrier family 35 member E3. The record is from RefSeq and is a predicted model, not a curated record. Gene Ontology annotation, molecular function: antiporter activity; nucleotide-sugar transmembrane transporter activity. The coding region runs from base 271 to 1212 and encodes 313 amino acids. The transcript is spliced from 5 exons. Lineage: Eukaryota; Metazoa; Chordata; Actinopteri; Anguilliformes; Anguillidae. Gene Ontology annotation, cellular component: Golgi apparatus.
UCGCGGCGCAUUUUAUGUCGUCACCCAGUUCAGAAGGCGAGUUUUAUACACUGAGCCAGUUGUAAAUGAAUUGCGGUUUAGUGCAUUUUACGCGGCACCGUGUACACAGAAUGUGGCGCAUGUUUGGAUACAGGUGUGGUCAAAAGAUCACUGAGGACUAGUACAUUAUCAGAUGCGAGGGGUUGUGGGGACAUUUUUCUUUCAAACUGGGAAAACUGUUCACUACGAACUACCUACAAAAGACUGUGGCUACUCGGGGUUUGGCUAACCAUGGCGAGUAGACUCUCCGGCCUUUUUGGGAACAGUCGCAUCGCGGCAGGUCUGUUAGUGAACUUACUUUCGUCCAUAUGCAUCGUCUUCAUCAACAAAUGGAUUUACGUUCAUUAUGGCUUCCCGAACAUGACACUGACGUUGAUUCAUUUCGUGGUGACAUGGCUGGGACUUUAUGUAUGCCAGAAAGUGGAUAUAUUUUCUCCAAAGAGCCUGCAACCUACAAAAAUAGUCUUGCUGGCUCUAAGCUUCUGUGGAUUCGUCGUAUUCACAAACCUUUCCCUUCAAAGUAACACCAUCGGUACCUACCAACUUGCUAAAGCAAUGACAACCCCUGUUAUCAUUGUCGUUCAAACGCUGUACUAUAAGAAAACGUUUUCUACCAAGAUAAAAUUAACGGUGAUCCCCAUCACGUUGGGUGUGAUACUCAACUCCUACUAUGAUGUGAGAUUUAACCUGCUGGGAAUGAUCUUUGCAACUUUAGGGGUUCUUGUUACCUCCCUGUAUCAGGUGUGGGUGGGCGCCAAGCAACAUGAGCUGCAGGUGAACUCCAUGCAGCUGCUGUACUACCAGGCCCCCAUGUCAUCCGCCUUCCUGCUCACCCUGGUGCCGUUUUUCGAGCCCCUGUCAGGGGUCGGGGGCAUUUUUGGGCCCUGGUCUUUGCCUGCACUGGCCAUGGUGAUGACAUCUGGAGUCAUUGCUUUCCUGGUGAACCUGUCCAUCUACUGGAUCAUUGGAAACACUUCUGCAGUCACCUACAACAUGUUUGGACAUUUUAAGUUCUGCAUCACCCUGCUGGGGGGCUACAUCCUGUUCCAGGACCCCCUGUCCCUGCACCAGGGUGUGGGGAUCCUCUGCACGCUGGCGGGAAUCCUGGCCUACACCCACUUCAAGCUGGCCGAACAGGAGGAGGGCAAAAGCCGGCUCAUCCAGAGACCCUGAGCCCUGAGUACCAAAUGCAGGGAGACUGGUGAUGCACACAGGCAAGCACAGGGUAUCCAGGAAGCAAGAAACACAUCGAGCUCAACACACACACAUACAUACACACACACACACACACACACGCACACACAAACACAUACACACAAACACUUGCAUACGCACACAUACAUACGUACACAUGCAAACACAUAUACACACACACACACACGCACACACAUACAUAUACAUAUACACACACACACACACACAGAAGACUGUACGCAUGAAGGAAACUGAACAGGAUUUUUCUUAAGCGAAACAUAGGGCAUUUAGGUUUUAGAGAGUAGUUUCCUGUAAACCUAGUAGCAUUGCCCCAUAAAAUACGUGAUUAUCAAGGAAUGUUUGCUGAGUUAUUUGAGGUGGUGCAGUCACAACAAGAAGCAGCUGAGCAGGACUGUAUUUGCGUUCAGUGCAUUCCAGAUGUUAAGUAAAUUUUAUUCCUUAUUUAAUGAUGCUGUAACCCCCCCCCUCCCCCACCCACCCAUACUCUGCGCUAAAUACAUAUGUGUAUAUUUUAUAAAAUAUAUUUGUGAAAUAUAUUUUUGGAAUGUA